AUUAUUGUUAUUGAAUAUGUAAUCACUUUCAGAAUCCAAAAAGAGAAUUCAUGAACAAUCAUAUGCCUAGAAAGUAUCUCAUCCUAUAAGUCCAGAUAAAUCUGAUAUAAAAUUGAAUCAAUCUCUAUUCAAUGCUAAAAUUGUAGCAAAAAAAUCUUGUUCUUUAAUUAAAGAUGUUCAUAAAGAUGUACAAUUAACAAUUAAAAAAUAUGAUGAAUUCUUAAAACUAACUAAUACUCCUAAAAAAUUUCAAGAUUCAAUAAGAAGUUCUCCAUCAAUAAUAAAACCACAUUAAAUUGAAGAAACAUAAGAAUAAAAAGAAGAUGAUUAAGGAUAAAUAAGUUAAUAUCAAAGAUAUACUUGUUCUUAAGAAUUAAGAAGACAAUCUCUACCAUUAGAAAGAUCUGAAUUUAGAUUAUCGAGUUUUAAUGCUAAAUAAGAACUCUUUCCAGUAGAAGACAUUAGUCCUAUUAAAUAAUAAAAUAAUAGUAAUUUUGUAUAUCGAAGAAAUUCCUCCUAAAUCUUGAAAUCUCCUCAUCCUAAUUAAUCUCAAUAAUCAAUACUUUCAGAUUAUUAUGGAAGUUAUGCGAAAAUUCAUUUACGCAAAUCUCCAACUUCUCCAAAAAUUGAGAUCAAAUAAUAAGAGAAACCUAAAUCAUCUCCAGAUAUUGCAAAAAGAAAUUAAGAAUGGAAAUAAAAAAUUGAAGAAAAAAUAAUCUUUGAACAAAAAAGAAAAAGUCAAUAAGAAAUGAAAGAUUGUACAUUUAGACCAAAAUUAAAUGAAACAAAAACUAGUGAUAAACCAAAAACAAAAAUUACAUAAAAAGGAAGGAAGAGUGUUAAUAAUUGUUAAAAUCCUGAAAUUAAAGAAAUUAUGCAUAUAAUUGCAGAUCUAAAUUAAUUUAGUAAAUAAUUAAAAAAGAAACUAUGA
Molecule: messenger RNA, 931 nt
Organism: Paramecium sonneborni
Lineage: Eukaryota; Ciliophora; Oligohymenophorea; Peniculida; Parameciidae
Source: the annotation of a GenBank genome assembly